GCCUCCAGCCUCCCCCUGACACUUCUCCUCAAUUUUAGCAAGCGUUAUUUGGGCCAAGGCGCAGCACAAAGUCACACCUGGCAGAACUUACCCAGAUCAUCAUUCGGAGUUCGGUACCGGUCCAUCCAUCACAAAAAGGGUCCUUGUUUUGCCCCCCGUCUUCACCGCACCUCCAACUUGACGCACCGCCUCUCGCCGUCAACAGGUCACCAUCGCCGGGCUUGCGUGGAGGUCUGAGUCGGUACGGCCCGGUCCACUGGACUUGGAGGGAGACCAUGCACUGCUGAUUGUGGACUUUGGAGCGGGGAGAAAGGUUCUGUGUGAAGAAGUUUGGCGCUUAUUUGCCAUCAUCACCGCAUGCAAGCAAGCGAAGAUCUACAAAGAAAAAAGUGCAAGUUCAAGAAUUAAUACUUUGAGGUUGUUGUUGUUUUGGGUUUUUUUUUUAAUAAAAAAGGGACAUUUUCACCCCAAACAUUUAUCAUUUGAGCAAAUCUACGAUGAGCAAACCUGCCGGCUCAACAAGUGGCUGUUUGGAUAUUAUCAAUGUCAAAUCAAGUCGCAUCCUGGACAUCCCAUGCAAAGUGUGCGGGGACCGCAGCUCAGGCAAACACUAUGGCGUCUACGCCUGUGACGGCUGCUCGGGCUUUUUCAAGAGGAGCAUCCGCAGAAACAGAACUUAUGUGUGCAAAUCUGGCUCUCAGGGGGGGUGUCCUGUGGAUAAAACUCACAGAAACCAAUGCAGAGCAUGCCGUUUGAAAAAGUGCCUGGAAGUGAAUAUGAAUAAAGAUGCCGUUCAACAUGAAAGGGGACCCCGGACGUCCACCAUCCGAAAGCAGGUGGCCCUGUACUUCCGAGGUCAUAAAGAGGUGAACGGAUCGUCCACACAUUUCCCGGGUUCCUCGAUGCCGGGCCCCCCCUUCUUCACCACGGUCACACAACUGGAGCCUCACAGUUUGGAGAUGAGCGCAGUGGCAAGCACACCAGAGAGACAGGCCAUUGUGGGCCUGGCACAGCCUACCCCUAAGUACCCCCACGAGGUCAACGGCACCCCUAUGUACCUGUACGAGGUGGCCACAGAGUCGGUGUGCGAAUCGGCGGCCCGCCUCCUCUUCAUGAGCAUCAAGUGGGCAAAAAGCGUGCCCGCCUUCUCCACGCUCCCCUUAUCUGACCAGUUGAUUCUGUUGGAGGACGCUUGGAGGGAAUUGUUCGUCCUGGGCAUCGCACAGUGGGCCAUUCCUGUAGACUCCACCACUCUACUCGCCGUUUCUGCAGGGAUGAACAGCGAAAACACGGAAUCCCAACGGAUGAACAAGAUCAUGUCCGAGAUCCAAGCGCUCCAAGAGGUGGUCACCAGAUUCCGUCAGAUGCGGCUGGAUGCCACGGAGUUUGCCUGUUUGAAAUGUAUUGUGACGUUCAAAGCUGUUCCUGCGCACGGUAACACAGAAUUAAGAAGUUUCCGCAACGCAAGUGCCAUUGCUGCUCUACAGGAUGAGGCACAACUAACACUCAACAGCUACAUUCACACCAGGUACCCCACACAGCCCUGUCGAUUCGGAAAGCUGCUCCUGCUUCUCCCGGCCUUGCGCUCGGUCAGCCCAUCCACCAUUGAGGAGGUGUUCUUCAAGAAGACCAUCGGCAACGUUCCCAUCACCAGGCUCCUUUCAGACAUGUACAAAUCCAGCGACAUAUGAAGCUUCGCCUGCUUUGGAGAAGAAAAAGACUUGAAGCUGAGGGGCUCUGAGACCCACCCAGCAGGCCAUAGUGUUAGCACAACAUCUGUACUUUUUUUUGCUUGUUUAAGCAUUGGGUGACAUGAAAGAAGACACUUCAAUACAUCAAGUAGCCUGGUAACAGUCACUAUAGUAAAGGAGUAGUGUAACCACCAUCAUAAUUUACUUGUACGAGGAAAUGAGCACUGGGGUGGGCAGAGGUCAGCUAUACAAUAUACAUACAAACAGAUGACUGAAGACUCUGGGGAGAAGUGAUUUGUCAAAGAUGUGUAUUAUAUAAAAACAAUUGCAAGUGUCUGUGAGACCAAUGAGCUUGACGACCAAUUUAAUAUUUUAUUGCUGUGUUCAAUCCCAGUGGAGGAAACCAAAAAAUGGCGAAGUCAGUCACUGCCCCUCCCCUUCUGGUGCUGAAAUUAAACGCAUGGAACAACUGAAGAGUCCAAGACAUGUAUAUGCGGAAAUGGGGUUGCUGUUAGGGGGAUGUUAAUGGACAUGCAGCUAAAGAUGGUGUGUGUAUUUAAGCAUUUGUGUCCAGGCGCAAUGCUAAAUUGUUUAGGUCAACUUAAGAGUUAAGACACUAACAUGGAUGAAAAAAAUAAUAAUUCAGCACUUGGAGCUGUUUUGUGGAAUAAUAUGGUGGUUUUCUUCACUUGUAAAUACUUGGAAUUAUAACUAUUUAGAGGUGAAACCAUAUGA
Dunckerocampus dactyliophorus (ringed pipefish) is the source of this 2426-nucleotide messenger RNA. RefSeq names its product nuclear receptor subfamily 2, group E, member 1 (gene nr2e1). The record is from RefSeq and is a predicted model, not a curated record. Gene Ontology annotation, biological process: negative regulation of transcription by RNA polymerase II; anatomical structure development; cell differentiation. Lineage: Eukaryota; Metazoa; Chordata; Actinopteri; Syngnathiformes; Syngnathidae. Bases 498 to 1691 code for a protein of 397 amino acids. The transcript is spliced from 9 exons. Gene Ontology annotation, molecular function: nuclear receptor activity; RNA polymerase II cis-regulatory region sequence-specific DNA binding; zinc ion binding.